UCCCGCCCGGGCGGGCGCCGCGGAGCUGCAGCGCAGGAGAUGGCGUCUCAGCCGCCGCCCCCCAAGCCCUGGGAGAACCGGCGCCUCGCGGGCACCGCGGCCUCGGCCUUCCAAGCUGCUGAUUUGGGUGCCAGCUUGCUGACCAGGCCUGGACAACCCACACUCACACGAGUACCUCUGCCUGUUUUGCCAAGACCAUCACAGCAGGCAGGGAACAGUAACCUGAGCACUUUCAGACCUGCGUACAGCAGUUCCUUUUCUCCAGGCUACAGCUCGUAUGGAAACUCCUUUUAUGGAAGCUACAGCCCUUAUAGUUACGGAUAUGGCGGUUUGGGUUAUAAUCGGUUUCGUACAGAUGAUCUGCCGCCCAGCAGGUUUGCAGAGAGCAGCAGAGGUGCAUUUCAGUCCAUUGAAAGUAUUGUGCAUGCAUUUGCCUCAGUCAGUAUGAUGAUGGAUGCUACCUUUUCAGCUGUCUAUAACAGUUUCCGGGCUGUAUUGGAUGUAGCCAAUCAUUUCUCACGACUCAAAAUACACUUCACAAAGGUGUUUUCAGCUUUUGCAUUAGUCAGAACUAUAAGAUACCUCUACAAACGACUGCAGCGGCUGCUGGGUCUGCGGAAGAGCUCUGAGAAUGAGGAUUUGUGGGCUGAAAGUGAAGGAACUGUGGUUCGCAUUGGCUCUGAGGACCGGGCAGCUAACUCAGCAAAAUCCUGGCCCAUUUUCUUGUUCUUUGCUGUUAUUCUUGGGGGCCCCUAUCUCAUCUGGAAGCUGCUCUCCACGUACAGUGAUGAAGAAACAGUGGCUAAUAACUGGGCAAAUGGAGAGGAUGAUCAUGUAGUGGGAAGAGCAGAAUAUGACUUCUCUGCUGUUUCAGAAGAAGAAAUUUCUUUUCAUGCUGGUGAUAUGCUAAAAUUAGCACCCAAAGAACAACAACCCAAAGUACGAGGCUGGCUUUUGGCUAGUCGUGAUGGUCAAACAACAGGACUUGUGCCAGCUAAUUACAUCAAAAUAUUAGGUAAAAGAAAAGGUCGGAAAACAGCAGAGCUGGGAAUUAUUACAGAGCAGCAGCCUGCUUUUACCAACCCAACAUCUGUUAGAGGAGCCACUAUUGUGGCUACGUUAGAAGAGCAAGAAGCUGCCUUUGAGUCUGUUUUUGUUGAAAUUAAUAAAGUUCCAGUUACCUCUGACUCCACUGUGAUAGGCAGAGAAAAACAGGAUCUCUGAUGCACUUGGAUAAACUAUAUCAAUAAUUCUUUUGAUAUUCUGAAAAUUGUAGAACAACACUGUUAGGCCUUUAUCAGGUAUCUUGCUGCUGGUGACAGGUGAACAGAUAAUGAAGUAAUUUGCCCAGACUUUAAUAGCAUGCUUGGUUCAUUUAAAGCUUUAUAUUUGUGACCCUACCCAGCAAACUGUUGGUAAUUGUAAGAUCUUGGGCUAGGGGGAGUUUUGUAGAGACAACUGGAUAAACCAGUGUGUUGCAUCUAUAACAGCUCAUUUUGGUCAUUUAAAGAAAAAGUGCUGAUGAAUUCUAGAGGUAGCAUUGUCCAGUCCUCAUUACUAGAGAAAGAACUGACUUGAUAUAAGGCCUUAGAGAGGGGGUAUUUAGAAGGUAAACUAGUACUUCAGCAAAGGCCUCCAAAAUUGUACAUUGAAGAGCUCUUAAAAUACUUUGAGGCUGCUUUUUGGUAAGAACUAAUGGUUCCACUAGCACAAAUAAAAAUUAAAGACUUCAGUCCUCUGUGAUAAAAAGGUGACUGUGUUAAGAAACAUGAUUAGCACUGUGAAAGAACAUACAUUCAACUGGCAUUUUAAGGAGAUAAAUCCUAUUACCAUUGUGUAUUUGUCCUUUAUUCAAAUGUAUUCAAGAAAGUACAAAUGUUUUUUUUCCUACCAUUCUGGAAGUUCUUCCUCCUUAUCAGAGUCCUGAGGGCCACAUCUUUUGUUUUGUUUAUAAUGCACAUGCUUUAGGCCCUGUAUCACGCAUCAUGUAUCUUCAGCCAAGCACUGUCAGGAAUGCUCAUUUUUUAUCAACAUCGCUUUAGGGCCUAGUGAACUAAGUAACUACAGCCAUACUUCCAACAAGGUAUAAUAGCUUAGCAGUUUCUAGUAAUUAUGUAUUCUAAUAUCUACAUUUAAGCUUCCUUCUCUUUCAGUGCAAUUUAUUUUUGAACUUUGUGUGAGAAAAUCCUAAUUUUAACACAUGUGUUGCUAUUAAAUAAAUGGGAUUUUCUAUUAAUAAUCUCACAAAAUAGGAAACAAAAAAAUCUCCUAAUUCAUUGUCUCAUCAGGGAAAUGGAAGAGUUAACUGCUGUCUUUCACGGCUAGAGACCCUGAUGAUGUCAUUCUCUCACAGGACAGGAAAAACUUUUUUUUUAUUUCUUAAAAACAAAAAUCCAUAACAGCAUCCAAGCUAGUUGUGUGUGUAUAUGUACGUACACACUAGCUACUCCUGAGGGAAUUCUGUGCCAAAAAAUUCUGCACAUAAUCUUGCAAAAUUCUGGAUAUUUUAUUCUUCACCAUAACAUAAUAUAAUCACAAACAUUUUAAUUAUUUUGGCAAUUUAUUUCAAAAGACCUAUUAGCAAGUAUGUUUCCAACCAUACAGACAACAAAAAAUAUUCAGGAUAUAUUUUAGACAACUGGAUUCCUUGCCAGGCAUAUGAAUAGAGAACUUUGAGCAAUAAUUCAUUUAAACUACAGAAACUCAUUUCCUGAAUCCUCAGAAGCAGUGCAAAGGCUAGGAGGAAUCGGGUAAUGGAGGAAUUGAGAAAAGAGGAAGAAUUGCUGGACAAGAGCCUGAAUGUGAAGUUGGAGGGUUACUGGAUAUGGCUGGGAAAAGUAUGGAGCGGGGUUUGUUUGUUUUUUUGGUGGGGGAGGAGGAGUUAGGGAGCUUCACUCAUGUGUCCCUGCACCUUCUCUACCAUUCAGUUCUUGUUCUAAGUUGUGACUCCCCAGCAGCCCUAUAUGCCCUAUGCUGUCUGUUUCCACAUAUCCUGUGCUUCCUGACCUGGUUCCAGGGAGAGGAAUGUAGCUGCUUCUCUUCCCUAGCUGAAGCUGGGGCUGCUCCCAUCCAGGAUAAGAUACUCUCUGCCCUGGUACACAGCAGCUCCAUAUAGGCAAAAGGCAUAACUGCAGCAAUUUUCAGCAGAAUGUAUUUUCUGCUCAGAAAAAAAAAACCUGAACAAUAUAUGAAUUCUCUGAGUACAGGAUUUUGACAGUUUUAAUUCACGUUUUAUCAGAGGUCUUUAACAUCAAUUUUCAUUGCAAGCUUCGUUAACAAGUUUGUAUCCUCAGUGCAUUUGCUAGCUGUGGCAAACAUGUGAAGAGCUAGACAAAACAGUUAUAACAAGCUAUUGCUAACCUCAGGUUGUGUGGUAUUCUUAAGUGGCUGUAACGCUGGAGCCCUGCAUUUUAGAAUAACCUCUGAACUCCUGCUGUGUACAGUGGCAAUAUUAGGAGUAUACGAGCCCUGGCUCCUGGGGAUGGUUUAGUGAAGCAUUUUUGCUACUGUUUUUUCAGUAAGAUUAUCUGUGGCUGCUCUAGGAGAGGGAAAGAAAAAAGCCAGCCCACAGGGGGUUCAUAAUUGAGUCACACUUGAACCAGUACACAUUUCUGAGAAACAUUUUUCAAUAUGUCACAUACCAAAUGAGGGAUUAAUUAAAUUUGCAUGAGACUUCAUCUGCUGCAGAAACAGACAAGAAAUUGAGGAUUAGACUGUACAUUAGGACUGUUAGAAAG
Molecule: messenger RNA, 3737 nt
Organism: Pelodiscus sinensis (Chinese soft-shelled turtle)
Lineage: Eukaryota; Metazoa; Chordata; Testudines; Trionychidae
Source: RefSeq, a predicted model, not a curated record